ACAAAGAGCAGUGGAUUCUUCAAACAGCAAGCAAGCAAGAAGCAAGCAGAGCAGACACUUGCAAAAUUUAUCCUAUUUUGUCAGUUCAAGCUGUAGUAGAUUACAAAAAUUUAUAAAUAUUAAAAUAACACGUAAAUAAUUGCUGCUGAAUAAAAUGGCAGCCGUAGUUGAAGAAGUGGGAAAAUCAGUUGAAAAACUGAAAGACGAAUUCAACGGUAAUGACGAUUUGAUAGACGACGAAGGAAUUGAGAAUGGUGCUUCCGAAGCUUCAAAGAAAAAGAAGCGCAAGAAGAAGAAAAAGAAGGCUGGAGCUGGAGAAGCAUCAGCUGACGUGCCGUGUGAAGGCGAGGAAGGGGAGGAGAACGGGGUGACAGUGGCCAUAGCUGAUCUGAAGAUCGAGAUCAGCUGUGAGAAGGAGGCUUCGGCUGAUGCGUCAGCGGGUGAUGGCGGCGACCAGGCCAAGAAAAAGUCGAAGAGGCGUCGCGGCGGCGGUGCUAAGGGUGGUGGCAAAAGCGGAGGUGCGGCCGGUCAGACUGAUCCGCCCACUAUUGCUGUGUCUGAGUUGUUUACUGGCGGUGGUUACCCAGAGGGCGAGAUAAUGGAGUAUCCAGUUGUGAACGACUCUCGCAGCGCUAAAGACCGAUUCACAAGCGAGGAGAAACGGGCGCUCGAUCGUAUGUAUACCGAUAUAUACAACGAGGCUAGGCAGGCGGCUGAGGCUCACAGACAGACCCGGCAGUAUAUCCAGAAGUGGGUGCGCAGUGGCAUGACCAUGAUCGAGAUCUGUGAAGAACUGGAGAAGACGUCACGAGCUCUGAUUGGCGAGAAUGGUCUCAAAGCUGGACUCGCGUUUCCCACUGGUUGUUCCCGUAACCACUGUGCUGCACACUACACUCCCAACGCGGGAGAUCCAACAGUGUUGGAGCAUGAUGACGUCACCAAAAUCGAUUUCGGCACUCAUAUCAAUGGUCGUAUUAUAGAUUGUGCAUUUACACUGACUUUCAAUCCGAAAUACGAUAAACUAUUGGAGGCUGUGAGGGAAGCUACCAAUACUGGAAUUAAGGCGGCAGGAAUAGAUGUAGCCCUGUGUGACGUGGGAGCUGCCAUCCAAGAAGUUAUGGAAUCCUAUGAAGUGGAAUUAGAUGGCAAAACUUAUCAGGUCAAGUCGAUUCGUAACCUCAAUGGUCACUCCAUUUCUCCAUACAGAAUUCACGCGGGCAAGACAGUGCCUAUUGUGAAGGGUGGCGAGGCGACUGUAAUGGAGGAAAACGAGUUCUAUGCCAUUGAGACAUUCGGCUCCACAGGGAGGGGUCUCGUCAACAACGACAUGGAUGUAUCUCACUACAUGAAGAAGUAUGACGCCGAGUAUGUCCCACUCAGAUUGGCGUCAUCUAGAAGCCUGUUGAGUACAAUUAACAACAAUUUCGGCACACUGGCGUUCUGCAAGCGCUGGCUGGACAGAGCUGGCUGCACCAAGUAUCAGAUGGCGCUCAAGGAUCUCUGUGACAAAGGCAUAGUGGAAUCCUAUCCACCUCUGUGCGACAUCAAAGGUUGUUACACGGCUCAGUUCGAGCACACCAUUGUGCUACGUCCUACCUGUAAGGAGGUUAUAAGUCGUGGGGACGACUAUUGAGUCAAUAGUCAGCUAUUGACAACAAUAGGGUCGCAAUGGGAUCGGAAAAAUAGUUGUAACUCAUCGAGGUAUAAUGUAUAUGACUGAUAUAUCUGAAGCUUGGUGCAAGAUCUACCAAUCACAACUGACAAUGAUAGUUCUUGAUAGUACAAGAACUACCUGAUUAUUAUAGUUUUUGAUAGUACAAGAACCAUUAUUUAUGUCGGUUGUCAUUGGUCGAUUUUGCACCAAGUCACAGUAUAUAUUCAGAUUUAGUGAGAUUAUCUUUCAACUGCCAGCGUUCGUUAAACGGCAAACGUUGAUUUUAUUUGUGAGGAAUAUUGGUGGUUCAAAGAGAAUCUCACUAUAAGGCUCAACUCACACUUACGCGGCUCAGGUCGAGAAGAGACUCGACUCUAGUCGAUAGCAUGUGUUUUCAAAUGAUGACGUCGCGGAGACUGGAAUCGACUGGUCUGAGUGUCACCAUUUGGAAACACAUGCUCUCGACUAGAGUCGAGUCUCUUCUCGACCUGAGUCGCAUAAGUGUGAGUUGAUCCUAAGUAUAUAAUAUAACUCAAGGGUGAGACUAUCAAGGAAACAUUUAUGUAUCACAAGCUAACUUGAGAGUUGAGAAUCAUGUGCAUUUCUCUUGGAUGGACGUUCAAAGUUUUAGUGAAUCUGUUAUCAAUUGAGAACUGUUCAAGUGGUAUAUUUUUCAGGGUUCUGUUUCAGUUUUUAAGUUUUAUUCAAGUGAUUGUUUUGAUAUAUUGAUCAAUGAGGAUAAUUACUAUUGG
Messenger RNA from Nilaparvata lugens (brown planthopper), 2406 nucleotides. RefSeq names its product methionine aminopeptidase 2. Lineage: Eukaryota; Metazoa; Arthropoda; Insecta; Hemiptera; Delphacidae. The record is from RefSeq and is a predicted model, not a curated record. The coding region runs from base 155 to 1633 and encodes 492 amino acids. Gene Ontology annotation, biological process: proteolysis. Gene Ontology annotation, molecular function: metalloaminopeptidase activity. The transcript has 10 exons.